AUGACAAAUACCAAAAACCAACGUAUCGGUCAGGUGGAAUCUCACCGGCGAGGCAAAUUAAGAGAGAAAUCAUAUUCCUUUUACGGUCACACUUCGGCCACGGCGGCAACGUUGGCCACUGCAAAACUUCGAAGGCCGAAGACGAUGCCGGAACUCGUACUAGACAGGAAGCGUGCAGCAACGACGGAGAUUUUCCCGAGACAGCCGUCGAAGUUGCUACUUAAAGUUACGAUGAUGGGGAGCCUUGGUCCUGUCCAAGUGUUGAUAACACCGGAAUCAACCGUUGGAGAUGUGAUUGCGGCGGCGGUGUGCAUUUAUAUAAAAGAAGCUCGCCGUCCAAUCUUGCCGUCGAACGAAGCUUCCGGAUUCGAUCUCCAUUACUCUCAGUUCAGCUUAGAAAGUUUGGAUAGAAAUGAGAUGCUGAGGGAAAUUGGAUCAAGAAAUUUUUUCAUGUGUCCGAAGAAGAUUGAAGAGGUUGAGAAUAACGGUGAAGACCGUAGCGUAACGGCGUCGUUUGGUUCAUGUUCAAGAGAAGCGGAAAAAACGAGCAAAGGUUUUGGCUUGCUAAGGUGUAUAGAUUUCUUGCUGUGA
This is a messenger RNA of Vicia faba (fava bean), 591 nucleotides long. Lineage: Eukaryota; Viridiplantae; Streptophyta; Magnoliopsida; Fabales; Fabaceae. The record is from the annotation of a GenBank genome assembly.